Messenger RNA from Penicillium chermesinum, 771 nucleotides. It is a transcript of the gene prs3, whose product is annotated as proteasome core particle subunit beta 6. The record is from RefSeq and is a predicted model, not a curated record. Lineage: Eukaryota; Fungi; Ascomycota; Eurotiomycetes; Eurotiales; Aspergillaceae. The transcript is spliced from 3 exons. Gene Ontology annotation, cellular component: proteasome core complex. Bases 1 to 771 code for a protein of 256 amino acids.
AUGACAAUGCUUUUGAACCACGCCUCCCAUGGCGACGGCAUUGGCUACUCCUUUGCCCAGCCAACAGCUGCUCCAGUCCAGCAGCAUUCAUUCUACCCAUAUACGGACAACGGCGGUUCGACUUUGGGUAUCACUGGUUCCGACUUUGCAAUUCUCGCAGGAGACACUCGCUCCACAUCCGGUUACAACAUCAACUCACGAAUGGCUCCGAAGGUUUUCAAGAUCGGUGGAGAUGAUGAGACUGGUGAAGGGGCUCAAAUUGUCUUAUCUGUGGUGGGCUUUGCUGCAGAUGGUAAUGCCCUCAAGGAACGACUGGACAAUAUCGUGAAGAUGUACAAAUACAAACAUGGAAAGCCGAUGUCCGUGUCUGCAUGUGCGCAACGCCUAUCAACGAUUCUCUAUGAGAAGCGCUUCUUCCCUAUUACGUACACGCGAUUUUGGGAAGGCAAGGGAGCUCUGUACAGCUACGACCCUGUCGGCUCAUACGAAAGGGAGCAGUGCCGUGCGGCUGGUGCUGCAUCCAGCUUGAUCACCCCAUUCUUGGACAACCAGGUGAAUUUCAAGAAUCAAUACGUUCCAGGCAGUGGAGAAGGACAUGCGCUUGAACCAAAGAAGGCGGAGCCCCUCUCCCGCAGCACGGCCGAGGGACUGGUGCGAGAUGCUUUUACCAGCGCAGUGGAGCGACACAUUGAGGUCGGCGAUUACUUGCAGCUGGUCACAAUCACCAAGGAUGGGAUCGAGGAAGCUUUCCAACCCUUGAAGAAAGAUUAG